Molecule: messenger RNA, 1158 nt
Organism: Aspergillus calidoustus
Lineage: Eukaryota; Fungi; Ascomycota; Eurotiomycetes; Eurotiales; Aspergillaceae
Source: the annotation of a GenBank genome assembly
AUGGCUGGCACCGAGAUAGCGCGCGCCCAACAGAAGCUAUUGAGGCUGUUUAUGAAUGGCGAAGGGGCCUACUUGGAUAACUUACCCGAUGGCAAUACGAUCUUGCAUGAAAUAGUUCGUUGGCAAGUAUACAGCCAUCAUUGGGAUAACAACUCGUGGGUGCUUUGGCGUGGUUUGAUCAAGACCAUGCUACAGACGGGUCUAUCGCCCAACCAAACCAACUCUUAUGGGGCAACUCCAGCAGACUUAAUGGUCUAUUAUUUUGAUAAUACCUGUCAGCAGCAAGCUGCACUCGAUAUUUGUUCAGAUCUGCUGAAUGACGGAGGCUAUAUGACGCACCGUGCUCUUGACUGGAGGCAUCAGCCUAACCUUUUGAAUGCAGCUUACUAUCUGACUAGAGGCGACCUCCGUUGGAAUGAUACUCUCUGGCGAGAUUACAGCAUUCCACUCGUAUGGAGUCUUUGCGAUAGAGAUGAGCUCCAAGAUAUCGACCUUCCGAAAGAGCUACAACCUCUCAUCUAUAGGUCAAGGAAUCUUCUAGUCUCACUGCUGAAAGACGACAGUGACUUUCAGACCUGGGUUGAAUCUUAUACACAAUGGCCUCCUGGCCUCUCUUUACUACUUGAGUAUGGCUAUACACCAACAGAGACGUGUGCCGUGCGAGCAUGCGAAGCAGAUUGUGAAGAAAGCCUCAAACUCUUGAUUAGCACCGGCGGGUUUGCAAUCGGACAUUCAGUGCUGGAAGUCGCUGCAAAACAGGAUAACCCAGCUAUUUCAAAAUUGGUGGUACAAGCACUCGCUGACCGCAGAAGGCAGCUGCGGGUCUUAGCAGACAAUUACUUGCCAGAUGAGAUGAACUCUCGUCAUGCUACCCGGUCAGAUUGUCUUUUAGACAUUGAAGCCUACGACGUAUAUCAGCUUCUGAAAGAGAAAAUUGUUGGUAUCGAAGAUCUGGAGAUGCAAUUUGGAUGGACCGUCUAUGACCACAUCGGGGCCAACUUGGACUUAGCAGAACUUCUAUGGAACACCGGCUUCCAGAAUGUGGAUAGCGAACAAGUAUUACAGGACUCGCCUUAUGGACUUAUGGUCGACCACGCCACCUUGCAGCCUCAACACCUUUUUGAUGAAAUCAAAUUGGUUUAUCACAAAAGGUGCUGA